Molecule: messenger RNA, 2282 nt
Organism: Acanthocheilonema viteae
Lineage: Eukaryota; Metazoa; Nematoda; Chromadorea; Rhabditida; Onchocercidae
Source: the annotation of a GenBank genome assembly
AUGCACGAACUAAAUAGAAAUUUUCAUGGAAUUAAAACUGGAAAUCAUAAAUUUGAAUUCAUAUUUCAAUUACCAAAAGAAGGUCUACAUACAUCAUUUGAUGUUGGAAAUUGCGAUGGGCGUAUACGUUAUUGUAUAAAUUUGCAAUGUUUUUUCUACGGUCGAUUAGUGCUUAAGAAAACAUUGAUAUUUCCAAUCGUAUGUCCAAUUAAUCCGCCUGAAUGUUUGAAAGUAUUCAACAAUUAUUAUAACAAAAAACGAGUGGAAUUCAAAAAAGGUCGUUAUCUUGAUGCUGAAUUGUCAAUCUCGAAACGUUGGUUUGUACCUGGCGAAGCGUUACCUGUUCAAGUUUAUAUUGAUAAUAGGUCUGGUAAAUCUAUAAAAUUUUCUCAUUUAUCAAUACAGCAACGUGUUUUCUGUAUUGCAACACAUCCAAUAACAUAUGGCAAAGAAUGGUUUCAAGAUACGCUUGGUGUUGGUAUGGAUGUAUGUAAAAUACCAAGUGAAUCGACGCAUAAAUAUGUGCCAAAGUUUAACGUACCAGCUUUGGUACCUGGUUUCGAGAUUGAUGGUUGUAUGAGUCUCGAAUAUGCCCUCAAAUUGGACAUUGGUUUUGAUAGGAACGUGAUGAAUAAUGACGUGAAAUAUAUCAUCUGUACCUUAACUAUACCUAUUUUCAUCGGAACAAGUUCCAUAACAAACACAAAUUUUUCGCAGAAAUCCGAAUUUGAAAAAGCAAUUGUGUCACCUCCAAAUUACGACGACAUUCCACCGCCAUCUUAUGAUGAAUGCCUUUCAAAACUUCCAAUUGCCAAAGAAGCAAAUAACCAAUGGUCAGCAGGAACUUCAUUAUUGACCACUAUCAAUGAUGAUACUUCGAAAAAUGCUAAUGACCAACAACAAUUACGGAAUAAUGAGGUAUUACCCGAAAGCGAUACCGCAAAUGACGUCAGCGGAAGAAAUGUCAAUUUACUUGAGAAUGGAAACAAAUUUGAUUCAAGCAACGAAAAUAAUAUCGUUAAGCUAUUAUGGAACAAUUUGAAUGCGAUUGAAAGAACAUCUUCUUCUGAAAUCAAUUAUUUUACUCAAAGUGAAAAUAUGACUGCCAAAAUUCUUGACGAUAUUACUGGUAGUAAAUUACCAAUUUUAUGGAUAAAUAAAACUUAUCAAGCUUAUGAUAUAGGCUUAAAUGUGACAACAAUGGUUGAAUGUGCUGUAUGGAAUGUAUCAAUGCUAAUUAAUGUCACUGAUAUAUCACUGGAUCAAAUGAAUGCUACUGAUGGUGAUGCAAAUUGGAGAACAAGCGGUGUAGAAAUUGUAAAUACAAAAGAGCGUCUGGAAGAACUGAAAUUGAAUACAGAUUUACUUGAUAAAUAUAAGGAAAUUAUAAUUGUCUUCGAAGAAAUUUGUAAAAAUUAUCCACGAGAAUUAUGGUUUUCAACAGUUGAAGAUGCACGUCAAUUGGGAAUAACAAAAAUCGAUUCAUUCAUCUGUGAUCCAUUCAAGGAAGAAUUACAUCCCAGUGAGGAGAAAUUGCAACAAUUCCAACAACUUUUAAACGGAAUUGUACAAAAUAUCACUUUAAAUGAUAUGUUUCAUAUUUGUCAUCUCUUCGCAAUAGUAACUGCAUUCAGCAUGCGAAUUAGCUGAUUGUCCACGAAAUCGAAGAACAAUAUGACAGAGGGAAUAGUUGCGCCAAUUAUGUCAUUGAUAUCUCACAGUGCAGAAAAAGAAGUUCAUAAGCGCAACUUGGCACAAUAUCUCAGAGAUGUAUCGAGGAAGGACGAGAGUGAUGAUGAGGAAAGUGAGGAAUUUCUGGAUUUAGUGUUAGCUGACAAAAACGAUGAGUCAGCACAUUUGGAUGAGGAUUCACGGAGUAGCAUUCAAGAGGAAUCUGAUGAGAUGAUUGUCAGUGAUAAUGAUGAUGAUAGGAGUUCAAAAGUACCACUUGUAAUUAAAGUAGAUCAUGGCCAGCAACAAGCUCGUUUAAUUAUACAUAAUUGGGAUGCAAUUCAAGCAUUACGUCUAAAUAUAUCGAAACACGUAUUUGAACGACAUCAAUUGAUCGGUUUAUUGCUUGAUGGCAUUUGCGCUGAUUUUGUACCAAGCGCUAUUGAUGAAUUCAAUGCAACCGAAUUCGAAGGAGUGGAUAUUGAAGGACCAAUAGGAUUGAAUAUAACAACUUUGUCGUUAUCUGGUGUUAAUUUAACAGAAUUAGCUGAAAAGUUACGAAAUGAUACUGAGGUGGAUAUGAUACUUAGUAGAACGAUGUCCGAGGAAAA